AUGAUUGCUUCACUGUUUCUCUCUGCUCUCACUUUCGUGCUUCUCCUGUUUAAAGAAAGUAGAGCCUGGUCUUACAACGCCUCCACGGAAACCAUGACUUUUGACGAGGCCAGUGCUUAUUGCCAGCAAAGGUACACACAUCUGGUUGCAAUUCAAAACCAGGAAGAGAUUAAACACCUGAACUCCACACUCAGCUAUUCACCAAGUUAUUACUGGAUCGGAAUCAGAAAGGUCAACAAUACAUGGACCUGGAUGGGGACCCAGAAGCCUUUGACUGAAGAGGCCACCAACUGGGCUCCAGGUGAACCAAACAAUAAGCAAAGCAAGGAGGAUUGUGUAGAGAUCUACAUCAAGAGAGAAAAGGACUCGGGCAAGUGGAACGAUGAGAGAUGCAGCAAAAAGAAGCUAGCCUUGUGCUAUACAGCUGCCUGUACCCCGACAUCCUGCAGCGGCCAUGGUGACUGUAGAGAGACCAUCAACAGCUACACUUGUCAGUGCCACCCUGGCUUCAAGGGACUCAAGUGUGAGCAAGUUGUGACCUGUCAGGCACAGGAAGCCCCUGAGCAUGGAAGCCUGGUGUGCAACGACCCUUUGGGGAACUUCAGCUACAAUUCUUCCUGCUCUGUCAGCUGUGGGGAGGGCUAUCUCCCAAGCAGCACAGAGGCCACACAGUGCACUUCCUCUGGAGAAUGGAGUGCUCCUCUUCCAGCCUGCAAUAUGGCUAAGUGUGAAGCUUUGACAAAUCCUGUCAAUGGAGCUGUGAAAUGUUUCCAAAGCCACGGAAGCUUCCUGUGGAACACCACCUGUGAAUUUGAGUGCAAUGAAGGAUAUAAACUCACUGGACCCCAGCACCUGCAGUGUCUCUCCUCUGGGAUUUGGGACAACAAGAAACCAACAUGUAAAGCUGUGACAUGUGAUGCCAUCAGCCAUCCUCAGAAUGGCACUGUGAGCUGUAGCCACUCCCCUGCUGGAGAGUUCACCUAUAAGUCAUCCUGCCACUUCGCCUGUGCAGAAGGCUUCGUAUUGCGGGGGCCAGCCCAGGUUGAAUGCACUACCCAGGGGCAAUGGACACAGCAGGUCCCAGUUUGUGAAGGUAAUUUUCCCGUGAAAGCUUUGUCCAGCCCAGAGAGAGGCUACAUGAGUUGUCUUCUGAAAGACAACUAGUCUAGUGCUUCUAGUCCUUCUGAAAGUUUCCAAAGUGGGUCCAUGGGUGAGUUUUCCUGUGAGCACUAUUGAAGAGCUAGGGACUUGGUUACCUUGGGAAACCUGUUGCUGCCCGAUAAAAACAAACUUCUAAUGUGCUCCUCAUGUCUUCCAGCUGUGAAAUGUGAUGCUGUCCCUCAGCCCAGAAGCGGUUCAGUGAACUGUACCCAUUCCCCCACUGGAGAGUUUACCUACAAGUCCUCCUGUGCCAUCAGCUGUGAGGAAGGCUUUGAAUUACAUGGAUCAGCUCAACUUGAGUGCACAUCUCAGGGACAGUGGACACAGGAGGUCCCCUCCUGCCAAGUGGUACAAUGUUCAAGUUUGGAGGUUCCCAGAAAGAUCGACAUAAACUGCAGUGGGGAGCCUGUGUUUGGCACCGAGUGUACAUUUGCAUGUCCUGAAGGAUGGACACUCAAUGGCCCUGCAGCUCUGACAUGUGGUGCCACAGGACACUGGUCUGGGAUGCUGCCUACCUGUGAAGCUCCUUCUGAGUCCCAGACUCCCUUGGCAGUUGGACUUUCUGCUGCUGGGAUCUCCCUCAUGACAUUAGCAUCAUUUCUCCUCUGGCUUCUGAAACGCCUUCAGAAGAAAGCAAAAAAAUUUGUUCCUGCCAGCAGCUGCCAAAGCCUUCAAUCAGAUGGAUCUUACCAAACGCUUUCCGAGUUAAUUUAA
Molecule: messenger RNA, 1875 nt
Organism: Mesoplodon densirostris (Blainville's beaked whale)
Lineage: Eukaryota; Metazoa; Chordata; Mammalia; Artiodactyla; Ziphiidae
Gene: SELE
Product: selectin E
Biological process (GO): leukocyte tethering or rolling; response to cytokine; heterophilic cell-cell adhesion
Cellular component (GO): external side of plasma membrane; membrane
Molecular function (GO): calcium ion binding; sialic acid binding; oligosaccharide binding
Source: RefSeq, a predicted model, not a curated record